Messenger RNA from Scylla paramamosain (green mud crab), 10827 nucleotides. Its product is annotated as retinitis pigmentosa 1-like 1 protein. The transcript is spliced from 3 exons. NCBI's taxonomy places the organism in Eukaryota, Metazoa, Arthropoda, Malacostraca, Decapoda, Portunidae. The coding region runs from base 52 to 9513 and encodes 3153 amino acids. The record is from RefSeq and is a predicted model, not a curated record.
UUUAAAUGUGAGAACAACCAGAGAACAGUACUCAUUCCUCUCUCAGCCGCCAUGGAGAAGUUGGUGGUGUGGGCGUGUGUGGCGUUGUGGGUGACCGUAGGCUUAACAUGGGCGUCUCCUCUGCCUCAGCGAGAGGCAUUCGGAACCACGACCUUCAUCACCUCACCACUGCAGGAGCAACAGCAACAACAUCAACAAUUACAGAAUGCAUCCCUCAUCACGGAGCAGAUCUUAAGGAACAUCAUGAACAAUGCGUUAACCUUCGGCUCUCCUCUUCUACGCAACUCCCUUGAGCGUGACCUGAGCUUCAUGCUGGCGUCGUCCAACCCAGGACUAUUCAACUCAGGGCUGUCCUUUCACUCCGGCAGGAACAUUGACACAGGCAGCAGGUUAUUUGAUGCUUUGCUGACUAAUCUUCGCACGGGAGCAGUGGAGAGGGAGCUGGCUAACAUGCUGGCGGGGGAGCAAAUUAGAGGCUUUACCUUCCCCGGAACUGGCUUCAGGGGUUUCUCAGGAAGGAGUUUCUUAAAUGGUGGGUUCGGCGCCACAGGGAUCGGCCCCAACUCCCCCGUGGUGAUGGUGUUCCUGAGCAGCCCCAACUCCCUGUCCCGCAUUGUCAGCAUGUUCCCCAACUCGCCCAUCAUCAUUAGCAACACAGGGGUGCCCACCGGGGACAUCUUCACCCCAGCGCCCUUCCCCUUCUCCAGCCUGUUCCCCCAGGGUGACCAGCUCUCCCCCGUGCUACAGAGCUUCCUGGAGGGAGACCUGUCCAUCCCAGGAGUGGGGCCGCAGCCUGACCAGGAUCUGACCUCCUUGGACCAGGCGCUGGUGGGGAGGAGGCGCGGUUCAUCCCAGACCUCCAGCGGCAGACUCCCGAACCUGUUGGAGCGUGGACAGGGCGCCGCCAAGACGCCAGCAGCCCAGCAGGCGGCCAUGGAAGGCAGCAGGGUGGUGGCGCUGCCCUCUGCCGUGGCCGCCAUUCCCGCCCUGGCCAGGCUGCCUCUCGAGGACGCCAUCCGGGGCUCCGCCGCCAGGCAGGCCCAGGGCACCGCUCAGGCCCAGACCCAGACUCAGUCCCAAGGCCAAACUCUGUCCCAGAUCCAAACUCAGUCCCAAGCUCAGACCCAGCCUCAGAUUGAAACUCAGUCUCAGGUACAAACUCAGUCCCAGAUUCCAACUCAGUCACAAGGCCAAACUCAGUCCAAAGUUCAGACUCAGUCACAGACUGAAACUGAGUCCCAAGCACAAGCUCAGUCCCAGACCGAAACUCAGUCCCAAUCUGAAACUCAGUCCCAGGCACAAAUCAACUCCCAAACCCAAACUGAGUCCCAGGCUAACUCUCAGUCCCAGGGCAGCACGCAGGACAGCACAGCUCCCUCAUCCUCCUCAGCCCCAGGUAGCGGCAGCAGCAAAGGCAGCACUGCCGCGUCGCCCCACAAGAUGAUGCCCGUGGCCAUCAUCUUCCCCGACACGGAGUCCAUGCCGCCUGCCGCCGCCGCCAAGAUGUCUCCCCUGGCCAUCGUGUUUCCCGAGAUGUCUAUGACGACGCCCCACGCCUCCCCCGCCCCUGAGACCCUACAGCCAGACACUCAGCCCCAGGGGGAAGCCCAAUCCCAGGAUGAAACACAUUCCCAGGUCACUUCUCAGACCCAGGCUGAAACACAGUCACAAGCCACUUCUCAGUCCCAGGCCACUUCUCAUUCCCAGGCUGAAAUACACCCCCAAGCCACUUCUCAAUCCCAGGCUGAAACACAGUCCCAGGCCACUUCUCAGUCCCAGGCUGAGACUCAGUCCCAAGCUGAGACUCAGUCCCAAGCUACUUCACAGUUCCAAGCCACUUCUCAGUCCCAGGCUGAAACACAGUCCCAAGCCACUUCACAGUCCCAAGUUGAGACUCAGUCCCAAGCUACUUCACAGUCCCAAGCUGAGAUUCAGUCCCAAGUUCAGACUCAGUCCCAAUCUGAAACACAGUCCCAAGCUGAGAUUCAGUCCCAAGCCACUUCACUGUCCCAAGACACUUUACAGUCCCAAGCUGAGAUUCAGUCCCAAGCCACUUCACUGUCCCAAGACACUUCACAGUCCCAAGCUGAGAUUCAGUCCCAAGCCACUUCACUGUCCCAGGACACUUCACAGUCCCAAGGUGAGAUUCAGUCCCAAACCACUUCACAGUCCCAGGCUGAAACACUGACCCAAGCCACUUCACAGUCCGAAGCUGAGAUUCAGUCUCAAAGCACUUCACAGUCCCAAGCUGCUUCACCGUCCCAAGCUGAGAUUCAGUCUCAAGCCACUUCUCAUUCCCAGGGUGAAACACAGCUCCAGGCCACUUCACAGUCCCAGGCUGAAACACAGUCCCAUGCCACUUCACAGUUCCAGGCUGAAACACAGUCCGAGGCCAUUUCACAGUCCCAAGCUGAAGCACAGUCCGAAGCCACUUCUCAGUCCCAGGCUGAAACACAGUCCCAAGCCACUUCUCAGUCCCAGGCCGAAACACAAUCUGAAGCCACUUCUCAGUCCCAGGCUGAAACACAGUCCCAAGCCACUUCUCAGUCCCAGGCUGAAACACAGUCCCAAGCCACUUCUCAGUCCCAGGCUGAAACACAGUCCCAGGCCACUUCUCAGUCCCAGGCUGAAACACAGUCCCAAGCCACUUCUCAGUCCCAGGCUGAAACACAGUCCCAGGCCACUUCUCAGUCCCAGGCUGAAGCACAGUCCCAAGCCACUUCUCAGUCCCAGGCUGAAACACAGUCCCAGGCCACUUCUCAGUCCCAGGCUGAAACACAAUCUGAAGCCGCUUCUCAGUCCCAGGCUGAAACACAGUCCCAAGCCACUUCUCAGUCCCAGGCUGAAACACAGUCCCAGGCCACUUCUCAGUCCCAGGCUGAAACACAGUCCCAGGCCACUUCUCAGUCCCAGGCUGAAACACAGUCCCAGGCCACUUCUCAGUCCCAGGCUGAAACACAGUCCCAAGCCACUUCUCAGUCCCAGGCUGAAACACAGUCCCAGGCCACUUCUCAGUCCCAGGCUGAAACACAGUCCCAGGCCACUUCUCAGUCCCAGGCUGAAACACAAUCUGAAGCCGCUUCUCAGUCCCAGGCUGAAACACAGUCCCAGGCCACUUCUCAGUCCCAGGCUGAAACACAGUCCCAAGCCACUUCUCAGUCCCAGGCUGAAACGCAGUCACAAGCCGCUUCUCAGUCCCAGGCUGAAACGCAGUCACAAGCCACUUCUCAGUCCCAGGCUGAAACACAGUCACAAGCCACUUCACAGUCCCAGGCUGAAACACAAUCUGAAACCACUUCUCAGUCCCAGGCUGAAACACAGUCACUAGCCACCCCUCAGUUCCACACUGAAACACAGUCCCAAGCCACUUCUCAGUCCCAAGCUGAAGCACAGUCCCAAGCCACUUCUCAGUCCCGGGCUGAAACAGAGUCCCAAGCUGAGAUUCAGUCACAAGCUACUUCUCAAUCUCAAGCUGAAACACAGUCCCAAACCACUUCUCAAUCCCAGGCUGAAACAGAGUCCCAAGCUGAGAUUCAGUCCCAAGCCACUUUACAGACUGGUACUCAGUCCUUGGGUGACAUUCAGUCUCACACUCAAAUUCAGUUCCCUGGUCAAGUUCAUUCCCAGGCCGGAAUCCAGUCCCAGGACGGCAUUCAGUUCCAGGCCAGCAUUCAGUCCCAGGACGGCAUUCACUUUCUAGCCGGCAUCCAGUCCCCUGAGGCCCUGCAGUCUGUGGCGGGCGUCAGCGGGGAUCUCCCCGAGGAGGCGGGCGUGGUGGUGAGUCACUUGACGCGCGGCGCCGCGCCGGUCCAGCUGACCCGCCGUCUUGGCACCGCGUCGGACGCCGCCGCCGCCAGUGGGAGCAGGCUCACCACCCGCGGCAGAACGUUGAGCGCCGACGCGGUGGUGCAGCAGAGCACGGCUACCAGGGAGCAGGGCAGCUCAGCGCGACAGCAGGGCAGCAGGGGUAGGCAGCAGGUCAGCACAGCAAGACAGCAUGUUACAAAUGACAGGCAGCAGCAGGUCAGCACAGCGAGGCAGCGAGGCAAUGGCAGGCAGCAGCAGGUCAGCACAGCGAGGCAGCGAGUCUCUGCUGUGGAGCAAGGGGAACUCACUGCAGCGGGACAGCAAACCUCCACACUUGCGCGACACAGCUCCACCCUGCAAGACUCCGCAUCCGCCUCCGCCUCCGCCUCCGCGGCUCAGCAGCAGGGCGCCACCACUGAGCAGCAGCAGACCUCCACAGCUAAGUUGCAGACAUCUACUGCUGAACAGCAAAGUGCAGGUGAACAGCAGACGUCAACAGGUGAACAGCAGAUUAUAUUUGAACAACAAACUGUGGGUGAACAACAGGUGUCUCUAACUGAACAGCAGUCGUCCACAGCAGACCAGCAGACUACAGAUGAACAGCAGACCUCUACUCAUGAACAGCAAGCGUUCAUUGCAGAAGAGCAGGCGUCAACCUCAGAACAGCAGACGCUCAACGGAGAUGUGCAAGCUUCCACUGCAGCACAGCAGGACGCCUCCACCCUCGAACAGCAGCAACAGCAGCAAGCUUCCGCCAUAGAACAGCACAGCUCUACGGUGAGACAGCACAGCUCAGCUGCACAGCAUUCAUCUUCCCCUACAGCUGCACAACAAGAGUCAUUCACUGCAGAACUCACUACCGCUGCAGAACAGCAGAGUUCUACAGCGAGGCAGCGAGGCAGCACAGCACGGCAGCAGGUGGUAACAGAAGAACAGCAGCGAGGCAGCAGAACACGGCAGCAGGUGGUUACAGAGCAGCAGAGAGGCAGCAGAGCACGGCAGCAGGUAGUAGCAGGAGAACAGCAGCGAAGUAGUACAGCACGACAGGUGGUAGCAGAACAGCAGCGAGGCAGCAGAGCGCGGCAGCAGGUGGUAGCAGAACAACAGCGAGGGAGCACAGCACGGCAGCAAGUUUCAAACGGAGCGCGACAGCGAGGCAGUACAGCACGGCAGCAAAUUUUGGAGACAGAACAACAGCGAGGCAGCAGCACAGCACGAGAACAAGUAUUUACAGAACAGCAGCGAGGCGGCAUAGCACGGCAGGAGGUCCUCGCAACAGAGCGGCAACGAGGCAGCAGCACAGCACGUCAGCAAGGCACUACAGCGCGACAGCAGCAGGUAUCUGGUGCGCAGCAGGAGGUGGAUACCUCUCAAGUUGUGGACCAAACCACAACAGCACAGCAAAGUGGCUUCACCCAACAGCACACCGCUGGUGCAGCAGAAAAGGAUAUUGUGACACAACAGCAAAUCUUCACAGCAGAACAGCAGACCUCCACUGCUGAGGGAACUUUCGCAGUAGAACAGUCUCUGGCAGCAGAGCAGGGCGUCACUGCUGAGCACACUUCUGCCACCGAGGAGCCUUCAGCAGCAAGGCAGGAGAGUGCUGGGGCCGAACAGACUCUGCCAGCAGAGCAGCAGGACGCUGGGGCAGAGCAGAUUUCAACAGCAGAUCAAGAUACUGAGGCUGAAGAACCUUUAGCCGCUGAGCAGCGUGGUGAGGGGGCUGAGCAGAUAGCGGCGGGAGAGCAGCAGGGCGGUGGCGCUGAGCAGGCAGCAGCAGGCGAGCAGAGUGCUGGGAGUGAGCAGCUCUCGGCAGCAGAAGAGAGCACUGGUAGUGAGCAACAGCAUCACAGCAGCACUCUUGCAGUACAGCAGGAGAUUGUUGGUGAGCAGGAGGCUUCCAUCGUGGAGCAGCACACUACAGCAGAGGAGCAGCAGUCUGCCGCCGUGGCACAGCAGACUUCAAGGACAGAACAGCAAGAGGGCGCAUCAGCAGCUGAACAGCAACGAUCUACAGUGAGACAGGAAGGCAGCAGGGCAAGACAGCAGAGCACAGCAGGCAGACAGCGGGGAGGCAGCGCUACCACUGGCAGGGGCAGCGUUACUAAUGCCAGGGGCAGCGUUGCCAAUGGCAGAGGGAGCGUUAGCAAUGGCAGGGACAGCUUUAUUACUAAUGGCAGAGGCACGUCAAGACAGCAGGUGGAUGGUGGCAGGCGAGAUUCCUCAGUGAGACAGCAGGUGUUCUCCACAGCGCAGCAGGAAGGCGCAGCAGAAGAAGAGAAGUUCUCCAGCAGGCGAGGCGAGGCGGCGGUGACUGUGGGGGAGUUUGUGGCCAACAGACUCUCAAGCGUGGUGGAGGCAGCCGCGACGCUGCAAGGGGCUAGGGCCACCGCCCGGGCACAGAGCCAGGACAAGGCACAAUUCCAGGCUCAAUCCCAGUCCCAGUCCCAUUCUCAAUCCCAGGCCACCAUUCAGGAUCAGACUAUCACUAAAGGUCAGACUCAGUCUCAGUCCGAGACUCAGUUCCAGUCUGAAACUCAACCCCAGUCUGAAACUCAACCCCAGUCUGAAACUCAACCCCAGUCUGAAACUCAGUCCCAGUCUGAAACUCAUUCUCAGUUUGAAACUCAGUCCCAGUCUGAGACUCAGUCUCAAUCUGAGACUCAGUCCCAGUCUGAGGCUCAGUCCCAGUCUGAAACUCAUUCCCAGUUUGAAACUCAGUCCCAGUCUGAGACUCAGUCCCAGUCUGAGACUCAGUCUGAGGCGGAGCCUCAGUCCAGUGGUCAAGCUGCGUCCCAUAGCAACACUCAGUCACAAGGAGAAUCUAAGUCCCAAAGUGCCACUCAGUCCCACUCUCAGACUGAAAGUCAGUCCCAGUCCCAGAGUGAAGCUCACUCCCAAAGUGAAACUCAAUCCCAAAGUGAGGCUCAGUCCCAAAGUGAAGCUCAGUCCCGGAGUGAAGCACAGUCCCAAAGUGAAGGUCAGUCCCAAAGUGAAGCUCAGUCCCAAAGUAAAGUUCAGUCACAGAGUGAAGCUCAGUCCCAUAGUGAAGGUCAGUCCCAAAGUGAAGGUCAGUCUCGGAGUGAAGCUCAGUCCCAAAGUGAAGGUCAGAUUGAGUCCCAGGCCGACACACAGACGCAGGCCCAAAGUCAGUCCCAGGGUGAGGCUCAGUCCCAGGACACUACUCAGGCCCAGGAUGAAACUCAGUCACAGGCUCAAAUUCAGCUCCAAAGCAGCACUCAUUCCCAGGGUGAAAGACAGUCCCAGGGUGAGACUCAGUCCCAGGCCGCUACUCAGGCCCAGGAUGAAACUCAAACCCAGUCCAACACUCAAUCCCAAGUCACCAUUCAGUCCCACUCCCAGGGUGAAGCUCAGUCCCAGACCGCUUCUCAGUCCCAGGCUCAGGUUCAGUCCCAGGCUGAUGACAAUCACUCCCAGGCUCAAAUUCAGCUCCAGACUAAUGAUAUUCAGUCCCAGGCUGAAACUCAAUCCCAGGCCACUUCUCAGUCCCACCCUGAAACUCAGUCACAGGCUCAAAUUGACUCCCAGGCCACUUCUCAGUCCCAAUUCGACAGUCAGUCCCAUGCUGAAGGGCAGUCCCAGUUUGACAGUCAGUCCCGUACUGAAGGGCAGUCCCAGUUCGACAAUCAGUCCCGUGAUGAAGGACAGUCCCAGUUCGACAGUCAAUCCCGUGCUGAAGGACAGUCCCAGUUCGACAGUCAGUCCCGAUUCGACAGUCAGUCCCAUGCUGAAGGACAGUCCCAGUUCGACAGUCAGUCCCGAUUCGACAGUCAGUCCCAUGCUGAAGGACAGUCCCAGUUCGACAGUCAGUUCCAAUUCGACAGUCAAUCCCAUGCUGAAGGGCAAUCACAGUUCGACAGUCAGUCCCGGUUCGACGGUCAGUCCCAGUUCGACAGUCAGUCCCAUGCUGAAGGACAGUCCCAGUUCGACAGUCAGUCCCAUGCUGAAGGACAGUCCCAGUUCAACAGUCAGUCCCAUGCUGAAGGGCAGUCCCAGUUCGACAGUCAGUCCCGUGCUGAAGGACAGUCCCAGUUCGACAGUCAGUCCCAUGCUGAAGGGCAGUCCCAGUUCGACAGUCAGUCCCGUGCUGAAGGACAGUCCCGGUUCAAUAGUCAGUCCCAGUUCGACAGUCAGUCCCAUGCCGAAGGACAGUCCCAGUUCGACAGUCAGUCCCAGUUCGACAGUCAAUCCCAGUUCGACAGACAGUCCCAGUUCGACAGUCAGUCACAGUUCGACAGUCAGUCCCGUGCUGAAGGACACUCCCAGUUCGACAGUCAGUCCCAGUUCGACAGUCAGUCCCAUGCUGAAGGACAGUCCCAGUUCGACAGUCAGUCCCAGUCCGACAGUCAGUCCCGUGCUGAAGGGCAGUCCCGGUUCGACAGUCAGUCCCAGUUCGACAGUCAGUCCCGUGCUGAAGGACAGUCCCGGUUCGACAGUCAGUCCCAGUUCGACAGUCAGUCCCGUGCUGAAGGACAGUCCCGGUUCGACAGUCAGUCUCGUGCUGAAGGACAGUCCCGGUUCGACAGUCAGUCCCGUACUGAAGGACAGUCCCAGUUCGACAGUCAGUCCCAGUCCGACAGUCAGUCCCGUGCUGAAGGGCAGUCCCGGUUCGACAGUCAGUCCCAGUUCGACAGUCAGUCCCGUGCUGAAGGACAGUCCCGGUUCGACAGUCAGUCCCAGUUCGACAGUCAGUCCCAUGGUGAAGGACAGUCCCAGUUCGACAGUCAGUCCCGUGCUGAAGGACAGUCCCGGUUCGACAGUCAGUCCCGUGCUGAAGGGCAGUCCCAGUUCGACAGUCAGUCCCAGUUCGACAGUCAGUCCCGUGCUGAAGGACAGUCCCAGUUCGACAGUCAGUCCCGUGCUGAAGGACAGUCCCGGUUAGACAGUCAGUCCCAGUUCGACAGUCAGUCCCGUGCUGAAGGACAGUCCCGGUUCGACAGUCAGUCCCAGUUCGACAGUCAGUCCCAUGCUGAAGGACAGUCCCGGUUCGACAGUCAGUCCCGUGCUGAAGGACAGUCCCAGUUAGACAGUCAGUCCCAUGCUGAAGGGCAGUCCCAGCUCGACAGUCAGUCCCGUGCUGAAGGACAGUCCCAGUUCGACAGUCAGUCCCGUGCUGAAGGACAGUCCCAGUUCGACAGUCAGUCCCAGUUUGACAGUCAAUUCCAGGGUGGAAUUCAGUCCCAAACCAACACUCAAUCCCGGUCCAGGAGUCAAUCACGGGCAGAAUCUCAGUCCCGGUCCAGCAGUCAGUCUGAGUCCAGCAGUCAGUCCCGGUCCAGCAGUCAGUCCCAGUCCCAGGCCGCCCAGCAGUCCUCGGCGGCGGGCACGCGCGGCAGGGUCUCCCAGGGCUUUGAGAGCUUCAGCAGCACGUUCGUGUCUCCCGUGGGCUCCUUCACCUUCCUGCCAGCCUCUUUUGCAGCGCGCGCCCGCAGCCUUGGCUUGAACGUACCCACGCUGCCCACCGCCGGCUCCCAGAGCACAGGCAGGGGCAGAGACAGGGACACUGGCAGGGGCAGGGACACUGGCAGGAGCAGGGACAGUGGCAGGGACAAUGGCAGGAGCAGGGACAGUGGCAGGGACAGUGGCAGGAGCAGGGACAGUGGCAGGGACAGUGGCAGGAGCAGGGACAGUGGCAGAAGCAGGGACAGUGGCAGGGGCAGGAACGGCGGCAGGGGCAGGGCCUAAGAAAACCAAAUUCCUCACUGCAGAAAGGGUAAAGCCGAGGUAAUCUUACAGAAUCCCGUUCACUGUCUCAUUCUGCCUGUAGAAUAAAUGAUUCACAUGCUUAUGGCAAAGAGCGCUUCUCUAGCCUGGUACCACAUUCUGAAACACUUCUUCGCCGCACCUAAACUAUCAAAAGGCUCUAGUUGAAGUGACACGGGUUUUUAAGGAUGUUUUUUACGGUUCAAGUGAGAUUGAUAACAUUUCUACAUUAUGAGCAGAAGAAACAUUCGCGAGAACCCGGCUGAUCAUCUCCGUGGCCUUUGAAAAUAAUCGUGAUGAGAGAUAAGCGUUUCAGAAUACGGGAUAGCUUAUAACAGUCUUGACCUUAUAACAGUCUUAACCUUACACAAGAGCCAAUCAUUCCCUUCUGUCUGAUUCUCCAAAGCAUACACAUCGAAAUGACCGCAACAAUGACGAAUUUAAGUGAAAUAUACAAUGAAAGUCACCGGAAUAAACAAACAAUGAAAUAUAUUAGAUGUCACCAGAAUAGCUUAGUCUGACUGAGGGGAAUACAAAGAGGUAAUAAUAUGGUUAUAAUUCUGUAAUGAUACCAAAGCUGUCUCUGUGUUCUGUCUCUAUAUUCUUUACUUAUCAGUCGUUUCACUGCCAUAUGCAACAAGUCAAAAGAGUAAAAGGGAAUUAAAGGAAAGAGGAUUGAAAAGGAAAAGGAUUUAAAAGGAUAGAUUUUUCAACUGUCUAACCAGUGUGAUGUUUAGAAAUGGCUGGAUAAUGAAGGGAAAUCUUUUUUGAUAUAACGUAUGAUUAAAGCAACCUUGUUUAAUAUAGCAGUGAAAGGGUUAAUACAGCGUAAAGAAAUUGAGUGUGUUUUGGGGUUGGUGGUGGUGGUGGUGGUGGUAGAUAGCAUGAUGGUUUUGUAAUGAGAUAACAGUAUGAUUGUCUAGAAUAGAUAUGUAAUCUUUGUUCCUUAUUUACUACGUCACUUUUAUGUUUACUUGUAAGAUGUGUAAGAUUAUAAGGAUGUUAGGUUAGAGUGAAUAAUGUUCUCUCUCUCUCUCUCUCUCUCUCUCUCUCUCUCUCUCUCUCUCUCUCUCUCUCUCUCUCUCUCCCCUCUCUCUCUGUAUAUGUAUAUAUAGUUUAUAUUUAAGUUUUUUGUGUGUUUAUAAUGUGUAAAACAAUCACUGGUGCACCAUUAUUAUUUUUAUUAUUAUUAUUAUUAUUAUUAUUAUUAUUAUUAUUAUUAUUAUUAUUAUUACUAUUAUUAUUGUCUGUCAACAUUGUGGCGUCUCUUUUUUCAUUAAACAUUACACAAAAAGA